GAAGAUUUAAAUCAAACUUGGAACCCCACUGAUUUUUGUACCCAUCACAUGACCAUAACCACCCAUUUUCUCUCUCUUGCAGCAUUUCUCUCAUGGGCGCAGAAAAGUACAGAAAGAAUGGACAAAUUCCGGCUUUUGGUGACUGGGAAAAUGCCAAUGAGCUGCCCAUAACCCAGUAUUUCGACUGCGCUCGGCAGGCUGGCUUGCUCCGCUGCAGCUGCUCAGCUGAUUGCAGCCGCGUCAGUGACAAUGCUCCUCCACUUCUUACCGUUCCUCACGGCAAGGCAACAGGAGGAGUGAACAAGCAAUCAAAUGAUCAGCAAAUGAAGAAAGUUAAGCAAGGUGAGUUAAUGAUUGAACCAAGAAAUCAGCAUUUUGCUCACUCAAAACAGGAAAAAUCCUCAGUUUCUGCUAAACCUGUGGAUGAAGAUCUCUAUAAGAUCCCUCCCGAGCUACUUGUAAAUUCCAAACGAAAAAAAAUGAUGGGGUUCUUCUUCAAAUGCAUGGUACCUCCUUGUGCAGAAUGACUUGAGCUCAAGUAAUUUUUAUUGAAUGGAGAAAUUUAGACUCAGCUACAAAAAGGUCGUCUCGUCUCGUCUCUACAGUUUUCAUAGAAUGACUGAGUAUGUAAGAUUAUCAAAAGAAUUUACAAUCACAUUUCAUUCAUCAUUGUAUUUUGGUACCACAAAUUUAGCUAAGUAAAUUGUGCAAAGGCGGGGCCAAUGUAGGUAAAGUGGCCUUUCUAGGUUGAGUUACCAUUUAUGAGAAAUUGGUCCACAAUUGUCAUUUGUCAA
Salvia hispanica is the source of this 794-nucleotide messenger RNA. RefSeq lists its product as uncharacterized. The record is from RefSeq and is a predicted model, not a curated record. Lineage: Eukaryota; Viridiplantae; Streptophyta; Magnoliopsida; Lamiales; Lamiaceae.